AUGCAUAAUCAUAGACUAGAUAAGGAUAUGUUAGGUCAUGACAUCUUGGGGCGUCUAAAAGAUGAUGAAAGAAAGUUUGUGAAUGACAUGAUGAAGUACAAUAUGGAACCAAGGUACAUCGCGUCUGCUUUGAAAGACAAAGACCCAGAAAAUCUCACGAAUAUUACCCAGAUUUACCGAGCUAGAGCAACAUACAGACUGGGCAAGAGAGGUGCACUGACAGAAAUGCAAAUGUUAUUGAGCCUUAUUCACCAAGAGAAAUACAUGUGUUGGUCUAGAAAUAAGGAGAAUUCAGAUAUUGUGGCUGAUAUCUUCUGGACACACCCUGACUUUGUCAAGUUGUUGAAGAUGUUUCCUCUGGUGUUGAUUUUUGAUUGCACGUACAAGAUAAACAGGUACCGGCUACCACUGCUUGAGAUUAUUGAUGUUACAUCAUCAAAAAUGAUGUUUUUAGUUGCUUUUGCAUAUUUGGAACACGAAAGGGAGGAGAACUUCACAUGGGAACUAGAGAGGCUCAAGUUGUUGUUCUAUUCUAAGAAGUUGCUACCAGAUGUCAUGGUGACGGACCGAGAACUUGCUUUAAUGAAUGCCAUUGAUUCCGUGUAUCCAAAUGCGUCUCAUUUGCUGUGUACAUGGUGA
This is a messenger RNA of Vicia villosa (hairy vetch), 639 nucleotides long. Its product is annotated as protein FAR1-RELATED SEQUENCE 5-like. Lineage: Eukaryota; Viridiplantae; Streptophyta; Magnoliopsida; Fabales; Fabaceae. Gene Ontology annotation, biological process: regulation of DNA-templated transcription. The transcript has 2 exons. The record is from RefSeq and is a predicted model, not a curated record. Bases 1 to 639 code for a protein of 212 amino acids.